UCGCCCUCGGCGUGCGUUUCCCGAACGCGAAACGUGUGUUUCGCGAUACUCGCGCGCAUCGCACCAUCACACUAGACGAAAACUAAUUGCAUCUCUCCGAAUUUCCAUCGUUAUUUAUUAUCCCUAUUAAUUCAAUCCACUAUCUACACUACUUGCAGUUUUUUAGCCACAAGUGAAGAAGAACUUGCAGUGAUCGGACCAAAACUCUCCCAAAAUGUUAAAGUGCAGUGUAUUAAUCAUCAGCGUUAUAACUAUCCAUAUGGUUUGGUUCUCGGAGUCUUCGAUUUCGCUCCUGAAGAGUUUGGGCGAUGCGAAUUUAAAGCAGCACGUCGUGAUCGGCCAUAACUUGUCGUCGAUCGUUUUGGAUUUUUCACAUCGGACACGGUACACGCGUUACGCGCGUCCGCCAAAGGUGCACGUCGAUGAUAACAGCACGUUCGAUAAGAACGCUAAUGAUAUGGAAGGACGACGAAAACGAUCCGCAAACGCACAUUUCAGCAAGAACAUCACCACGCUGCUGGAAAACCUCCUCAAGAACUAUGAAAGCUCACAAUUACCAUCACAUGGACAAGACAAACCCACCGUUGUGAAGACGAACAUUUUAAUCCGUAGCAUGGGGCCCGUCUCGGAGUUGGAUAUGGAAUACUCGAUGGACUGCUAUUUUCGUCAGUAUUGGCGCGACCGGCGAUUGUCUUUUCUCGGCCCCAUCAAGUCGCUGUCGCUUUCCAUCAAGAUGCUGGAACGCAUCUGGCGGCCGGACACCUACUUCUACAACGGCAAAAACUCUUACGUGCACACCAUCACCGUGCCCAACAAACUGCUCCGCAUUAGUCAAGAUGGCGACAUUCUGUAUUCCAUGCGGCUGACGAUUAAGGCGAAAUGCCCGAUGGAGUUGCGCUCGUUUCCCAUGGACCGACAAUCUUGCCCGCUCAUCCUUGGCAGCUAUGCAUACACUUCCAACGAAUUGGUUUAUCAGUGGUUGGACGACGCCAGCGUGAGUUUCAUUCCCGGAAUGACUCUAUCCCAGUUUGAUCUGAUGAGCUUUCCGUACAGGAAUUUCACGUUUCGCCGGCGCGAAGGUGAAUUUUCCGUCCUGCAAGUAUCUUUCAAUUUGCAACGACAUACCGGAUACUUCCUCAUACAAGUAUAUGUCCCUUGCAUACUGAUCGUGGUCCUUUCUUGGGUGUCAUUUUGGAUUCAUCGCGAGGCAACUAGUGAUCGCGUCGGACUGGGAAUAACAACCGUGCUAACAUUAUCUACGAUAAGUUUGGAUUCACGUACGGACCUGCCUAAAGUGCGUUAUGCUACCGCGUUGGACUGGUUUCUGUUAUCUUGCUUUUUCUAUUGCAUUGCCACUUUACUGGAAUUUGCUGGAGUGCAUUACUUUACUAAAGUCGGCAGUGGGGAGAUCCCAGUUGACGAAGAUGAGUGGGUCGAUUGUAUGGACCAACAUGACGAAAUCGUCGUAAGAAACCCCAUGGAUUUAGUGGAUAAUACUGUUAUGGGAAACGGAAAUGGCAAUACUCAUACUCGACGCAGGAGUUCUUUGAUAUGUCCUAUUUAUAAUAACCCCGGAUUAAAUGUAGGCCUUCAUUAUGACCGAAGAACAUCACUGACCAAUAAUACACCACCGCCAUCUGUUCGUCUAACAAUGGAGCGCCAAACUCAGACAGAAUAUCGGCUACCAAAAUGGCGUCAGUUUUGGAAGUGUUUGAUAGGUGAUGAUAAAUUCCGUAAACAAAGACAAAGAGAAGCCGCUGGAAGUGGUGGAAGUGAUCAUGGCGCAAGACACAUUAAUAGUGUGUCAUACAUUGACCAAGCAGCAAGAGUAAUGUUUCCGUUGUCGUUCACCAUCUUGAAUGUUAUUUACUGGCUGAUUUACUAUACAUAUCAGGAGGACUUUAAGUGGGGUGAUACGCCAUUGCAUUCUUUAAGCCAUUAAACGCAUUUUUCGUUUUCUUUUGGCGUAAUAAUUCAGUUUAAACGUAAAAUUCAUUCAUAUAAUUGUGAAUGUAUUUAUUAUUCAUCAACUCGG
Messenger RNA from Dalotia coriaria, 2035 nucleotides. RefSeq names its product gamma-aminobutyric acid receptor subunit alpha-6. Gene Ontology annotation, molecular function: GABA-A receptor activity; neurotransmitter receptor activity; extracellular ligand-gated monoatomic ion channel activity. Gene Ontology annotation, cellular component: neuron projection; synapse; plasma membrane. The record is from RefSeq and is a predicted model, not a curated record. The coding region runs from base 215 to 1942 and encodes 575 amino acids. Lineage: Eukaryota; Metazoa; Arthropoda; Insecta; Coleoptera; Staphylinidae. The transcript is spliced from 8 exons. Gene Ontology annotation, biological process: chloride transmembrane transport; nervous system process; signal transduction.